This is a messenger RNA of Exaiptasia diaphana, 814 nucleotides long. Its product is annotated as glycogenin-1-like. Lineage: Eukaryota; Metazoa; Cnidaria; Anthozoa; Actiniaria; Aiptasiidae. The transcript has a single exon. The annotation marks the transcript as partial. Gene Ontology annotation, molecular function: glycosyltransferase activity. Gene Ontology annotation, cellular component: cytoplasm. The record is from RefSeq and is a predicted model, not a curated record.
UCUACAGCCUGGAUUGUCUAUAGUUGAGAAGCUCUUCUCGUCUAUUCCGAUGUUGUCCAAACGAUUGCUGUAUGCUUUAGGAUACAAAUCUCUGCGUUUUUGGCUCCUUGUUGUAGCUGCUUUUCUAUUUGUCUUAUUGAUUUAUAAACCACUUGUAUUUUACUAUCUGAUCCAUUAUGUUAAAAUGUUCGUUCUUGAAGUCCUCGCCGACGAUGAAAGGCUGCUUGCAAACGACGUCCAAAUUGCUGAAAAAGAAUGGAGAUUGUAYCAGUUUGAAUGGCACUACGGRCAACGRUGGUGCAAAGACAAUGAUAUYAAAUCUAGACCGGAUUGGACAUGGCUGACCGCGAUGGUGAAUGAUGAUUUUGCUGURCCAGCUCUAGUGCUUGGAUACUCGUUGCAAAAGCUCUCUUGUCAGAAGAAUAUGCUGGCUUUGGUGUCUAAAAACGUGUCAAAUUCUGCUAAAGAAGCACUUGAGAAAGUAGGUUGGACUGUAAAAGUAGUCGAAGGACUUGAUUGUGACUGGAUUGAGAGACAAAAGGGACUUCCUGAGUCACAUAUGGGCUAUAUAGGAACMCAUACAAGRCUUCAUGCWUGGARUUAUACUCAGUACUCCAAGAUUAUAUAUGCUGACCCAGAUUACAUGCCGAUGACCAGGAUAGAUGAGUUGUUUGAGAUCGAUGGUGACUUUGCUGCAAGUUCUUGCUCAAGACCUGGAAUACUUGAUCCUUGUUUUAAUGCUGGUUUGUUGGUAUUUCGACCUGGUACCAACUACUAUAAUGAAAUCAUGGACCUUUGGUGGAAAACUACAGAU